Phanerochaete carnosa HHB-10118-sp is the source of this 1578-nucleotide messenger RNA. RefSeq lists its product as uncharacterized. NCBI's taxonomy places the organism in Eukaryota, Fungi, Basidiomycota, Agaricomycetes, Polyporales, Phanerochaetaceae. Gene Ontology annotation, molecular function: dipeptidase activity. The transcript has 9 exons. The record is from RefSeq and is a predicted model, not a curated record. Bases 1 to 1578 code for a protein of 525 amino acids.
AUGAAGGGCUGCUUUCAGAGCCUCUUACCCAAGAUCAAAAUUGGGUACCGACGUGCCGCACCAGCCGUCGAGCGCAGCCACAGCGACAAGGCAGAGCAGGAUGCUGUGCCGUCGCCGUCGUCCGACGUAACGCUCAGAGACCCGUUUGCCAGAGAUGUGUCAGACAGCGGCCUCUCCCUUUGUUGUGGGUCUUUUAAGCAGAACGAGAAACUGCCUGACGACGUCAACAUGCUUCCCACGUACUCUUCUGACGACAUGACUUAUGACGGCACUCUCAGCGAAAAGAUUUUCUUGACCGUUGCCUCUGUCAUAGACGGCCUGCACGACGACUUGCGCAAGCUCAGUCUCGAUAUCUGGGAGCAUCCCGAGGUUGGAUAUGAGGAGUAUCAUGCCCACGACACUCUCACGGCAUUCAUGGCCUGCCACGGCUUCUCCGUCACAACACACUGCCUCGGACUGGAGACCGCCUGGCGGGCUGAGUACACACACGGCAGCGGCGGGCGCGUCAUCGGGCUGCAGUCCGAGAUGGACGCACUGCUUGGGCUUGGGCACGCCUGCGGCCACAACCUCAUCGCAAUCUCCGGAGUGGCCAUCGCCCUGGCGCUAAAGGCCGCGCUCGAGGCGCACGACAUCGCUGGAAAAAUCGUCCUCCUCGGCACGCCCGCCGAGGAGCACGGCGGCGGCAAGAUCGCGCUACUCAAGCGUGGCGCGUACCAAGACAUGGACGUCUGUCUAAUGUGCCAUCCGGGCCCCGGCAGGCCGAACGGGACGACCGUCCAGCCGUGGACGGCGGUGCAGAACCUUGAGGUCGAGUACACGGGCCGCACCGCACACGCGGCAUACGCGCCGUGGGACGGCCGCAACGCGCUCGACGCCGCGGUACUUGCGUACAGCAGUGUCUCCGUGUUGCGCCAGCAAGUGAAACCGACACAUCGCAUACACGGCGUCAUCGAUGCGCAGCCAGACUGGGAGCCUAACGUCAUCCCGGGAAGCUCGAAGAUGCGCUGGGCCGUCCGUGCGCUGACGUGGACGGAGCUCGAGUCGCUCCGGGAUCGCGUCAUCGACUGCCUCGAGGCCGCGGGACGCGCGUCCGCGUGCACCGUCAAGAUUGGCGUCGGCGUGGGAUACAAGGAUUGUCGCGAGAACAGCGUGCUCGGUGCGUCACCGUCUCAGGGCCCUCUAGGGCCGCUUGCGGGGUUUAGCGGCAGGCUGACGCGUGUCCCGGACACAGCGGAGGAGUAUGUCCGCGUCGCGAGGACCUGGCAGGGCCGCCCGGCCGAGAUAUUGGACGAGACGCUGCAAGCGUCGACGGAUCUUGGCGACGUAUCCUACGUUGUACCAUGCCUCGAACCAGUGUACACCGUUCCGACUGAAGAAGGCGGCAGCAACCACACAGCCAAGUUCGCCGAGUCUGCGCGCACCCUCGAAGCCCAUGCAGCGACGCUCGCGACGUCCAAGUGCCUGGCUAUUACGGCACUACGCGUCCUCGUCGAUGCCGCGUUCUAUCAGAAGGUCCGUGACGCGUUCGAUGCCCAGCGGCGGCAGGAAGAUCGUACAGGAGAUAAGCAGAGGAAUUGA